AUGACCCCGCAGUGGCCUCCGUCACCGUGUGUGGAAGACGAAGAUGUGGCGUUGGCAAAAGAGCAUGUACAUGGCGUGCCUCUACAUGAAUUGAAGAGUGAUGAUCAGCCGGCUUCCAGUCGCGGGUCGGUGGACCAAUAUCCCAUAAUCCUUGACUCCCAUGCUCCCGCCACUACGUUCGAAAAUGCAUCACCAGCAGACCUGGACCAAGAUCGAAACUCGGACAAGGCCCCUCUGCCACAAAGGGAGGAAGCCGCAACUAUUCCUGCUAUUACGAACCAUGAAAAGAGGUUUGUCUAUCUCCCGUCUAAGCGUCCGGAUAUGGGACCAGCGGACCGAGCCGAGUCUCUCCAACGGUCCAGGUCCGCCACACGGUUCGCUGAGCAGCAGCUUCGCAGAGGCAGACCUCCAAUUCCAAGACUACAAACGGACUUGGGAGACGCGCUUGAUGGAGUGGUCACAGGACAUCGCCGUGCAGUCUCCCCGUAUGCGCACAGGUCAUCUACAGCGACCAACACAUUGUCUGCGGGGGCUCAAAAUGGCCACAAGCUGUUGUCACCCAUGGAUGCGCAUGAGUAUCGGAGGCCAGUGUCGGCACACCCAAAGACGCAUUACAUGAGGCAUGAUGGCAUUGAUUCUGAUCACAAAUUGAAGCCAAGUCGGAGAGCUGAACGCAGCAGAAGCAGAAGCGAACGGCAGAGUUUCUCACAAUCGGAUCGCUCAGACUCCGAGAGGUACAAACCAUUGACGUCGUCAGCGAGACAACACGAUUCGGAAAAUGCGUUCAACCGUCGCGCGCGCCGUCAGCGCAGUCCUGCGCCUCCCCAUGGAGCUUUCGAUGGCUACAGCUAUACAGGGCAAGAUCAUAUCACUCCACCUCAAAGUCCGAAGGUGGUGUCAACAUGGUCCUCUGUGGUGGACCAGACGAUUCUGUCCGAAACACCACCUGAUAGACGAUGUGGAGCCGAACGAGGUACCAAUGAGUCUCCUUACACAUCUUCAGCUGAAGAAGCAUAUGGUCAAUCUUUUGUGUCAGGAGAUGACAGGACGGCCGCCCGCAGAGGUCGUUCGCGAAGAGGAUCGCGAUCUCAUCAUGAGCAUGACGACAAGGCGAGGCCGACUCGGGGUAUUUCCACGCGCCAAGAACGAGUAUACGAUAAAGAUGCAAGCCAUGGGCCACGGUCCUCUGAGGCGCAUCUUCAUCGGCGGUCACAAACGCCUGGAAUCCCGAAAGGACUGGAAGACUACUUUGCAAAAGCUUUUGCCACUAAUCAAAAUAGGCGAAUGAACCAUGCUGACAGCCAAUCCCGAGCAGUGUCGCCGAAGACAUCACCGCCUCAAAGCCCGCCUAGGACGCCUUUAGGUGAACGGUCGUCCAGAGACUAUUUCGAGGCAGCCUCCACUACCCUGAAGCCUACACGACAACGAUCGCGUCCGCCUUCGUGGGAUGACAGCCACUUCAAAGACAUCAAACCUCUCACGUCACUCCUUGGUGCAGCGACUUUGGGCGCUUCGCUUGCAGCCAAGACCAUCCCAAGCUUGUCUAGAGCAUCCACCUCCCAUUCGGGCGAAACACCAAGUACUGGCUCUCAAAGCCGUCUUGGUAGCGGUCAGAGAUCGCGAAAGUCUUCUCCAGUCUCUGGGGCGGCCCCAAUGAUGUCUCCCAAUAUGUCUAGGACAAACUCGACGGCAGGCCAAGAUGACGCCCCAUCGAUGCGUACUACGACCUAUACUGUCCAUGAGAACCGGACGCUGCCACUAAGUGCAACAUAUGCACCCAUGGCAACUCUGGAACCACCACGCCCAAGCUUACGAGCGGCAUCAUACUCACACACUCAUUCGCCUGACCAGCCCCGACCCCCUGCUCUAUACAGGGCGCACUCGAGCACGCCGAGUCCCUCAAGCCAAGGAUUCCGCCCGACAAUUCAAGUUCCGUCUCAUCCAGUCGCAUCGUCAGCUCCGAUAACGCCGGAGGUGGCUUCCCUCGGCCACUCACAACUGAGGCCGACUUCAAUGCCCCCAUGCCCUCGUUCGAGACCUGUCACUGGCCUUAAUGAUUGGUACACCAUUCGAGACUUGCCGUAUCUGGAUUUCUGUCCGACCUGCAUGAGCUUUCUUGGUGUCACCCGUUUCCGCGACCACUUUGUCCCUAGCUUACCGAAAGACCCAAGGCGGCCCGUCGUCUGCGCAAUGAGUCUCCCCUGGCUCCGGGUCGCUUGGGUCCAAUCAAUCAAGCAUGACAGAAAGGAACUCACUCUGGUCUGGAAAAUCAGCACUCCGCCUCCGCAGGAGACGCGCCCCUGUCCGGGCUCCAAGGCUGAUCUUAGAAGAUGGUAUCAUCUGACUGAUCCUAGGACCGGAAGACCAGUGGAAAGCUUUGACAUAUGCUCGGCCUGUGUCAGGAACCUAGAUCUGAUCUUCCCUAAGCUACAGUAUCAUCUGUUCGAUCGACCCGCCACCAAGCCUUGCCAAGAGAAAGUGUGCAAUAUGAACACCAAUAGCCGGCAUUUCUUCCCCAUCAUGAUAGAAUUGGAACGACUGGCGGACCGGCGAGAAAAGGAACAGCUCAGACAGAAGGAUAUUCAGGACUUUGUCGACUUCGUUCGUCGGAUAUCCCGGCAUCGCGAAUGCACCAAAGACACCAUGCUGGCAACCUCAUCCUGGCAUUACAUUCCCGAGCUUCCCGAACUGACCAUAUGUGAAGAGUGCUUCGAAGAAGUUGUCUGGCCGUUCAGGGACCGGCCAAUCGCAAGAGACGUAUCCAAGACAUUGAGACUUGUGCCCAACUUGCAUCGAAGCCAGCUGGCGUCAGGGAACAGCUGCCAACUCUACAGCGACCGGAUGAGGAAGAUCUUCUAUGAAGCUGUAAACAAGAACGACUUUGACAGUUUGAAGACGGCAGCGAAAUACAGGUAUAGCAUGGAACAUCGGUUGCAAGAAAUGCAAAAGUUGUACGAGAUGGACCAGAAGGCUGGGAUCGACAGGCGCACGGAAAUGGAAAGGAACGUUGCGAUUUGGAAAUCCAUCGAAUGA
Capronia coronata CBS 617.96 is the source of this 3033-nucleotide messenger RNA. RefSeq lists its product as uncharacterized. The transcript has a single exon. NCBI's taxonomy places the organism in Eukaryota, Fungi, Ascomycota, Eurotiomycetes, Chaetothyriales, Herpotrichiellaceae. Bases 1 to 3033 code for a protein of 1010 amino acids. The record is from RefSeq and is a predicted model, not a curated record.